GGCGUUUUAAUGAUAAACAAUAAAUCCAUCCUUGUUUGACCGUUAACUGUAUCGGUGAAGAAAUCUGGGAGAGUUGGAGCCAUGGAGGACGAGAAGAUCGAAAAGAUUCGUUUUUUAUUUUCUCCUAUCGAAGUUUAGCAGGUGGGAAGAAGCCUUUACGUGUUCGCAACCGAGAGAUUGCCGUCGUCCUCGGCGUCCCCUAUUCCCUCGUGGCGGCGUCUCGAGAGGCGAGAACCGGAUCGCGGAAUAAAAAACGCAGCUUUUGCAAUGGAAGAGCUGUGGCGGCUUCUUGUUGGGCGCACGCUGGUUAGCUGUGGCUGCUGUCGCCAGGCAAGGCCCUGUUGACCUUCUAGAAAUCGCGACUGCAUUUGGGCUCCGAAAGCUCCAGUUUUUAUUAGGAAUAAGGUCUGCGGGAUGUGACUUUGCCUUGCGGGUUAAUCCAUCUCGGCUUGCUGUGUCCCUCUCCGAGAAGCGAUUCCCCAUUUCCCCUCUCGUUCUGUAGUUUCAAAGUCUUCCCGUCGUCGGCCGUGACGUCCAUUGGGAAGAAGGCUGCUAUCGGCGAAUUAUUGCGUUUCUGGAAUCUAAAAGGACUGAUUUUUAUUUCAUUUUACUUUUGUGGGAUUUUACGUUUGAUCGGUCGUUCUGCUUCCCUCUCUUUCUUCUACCUUUUCAUCUCCUUGCUGUGCUGAUCAUGAACUGGAAGGAGAUGGAAUGGGGUUUAGGUUUUGCAGCUUUGCAAGUUUUUUUCCAAAGGAGGCUUUUUCGUGAUGACUCUGUCACCGGGGACCAGGGUUUGAAUUAGUUCCAGUGAAUUAAAGGAGGCUACUUUUUGUCCCCCUCUUUUCCUCUUCAGUUUUCCUCGUCUCUCUAUCUUCAAAUUUCCUUUCUGUAGCUUCCUUCCGGAUUUGGCCUGGUGGAGGAGGUAAAAAUGGAAGGAAGGAGUAGAAGAAGGCUUCUUCGCCUCAGUAAACUGUACAGCUUCGUUACUUGCGGCAGGGCCAGGCCGGAGGAAGGCCAGGGCCAGAUUGGAGGCCCCGGCUUCUCGCGCGUGGUCUUCGCCAAUGAUCCAGAUUGCUUCGAGGCCACGAACCUGGACUAUGUGUCAAACUAUGUCUCCACCACCAAGUACACCUUGGCCACCUUCCUGCCCAAGUCCUUGUUCGAGCAGUUCAGAAGAGUUGCGAACAUGUACUUUCUGGUUGCAGGUUGCCUUGCCUUCACUCCCUUGGCUCCGUACACUGCAGUCAGUGCGAUUCUCCCUCUAAUUGUGGUGAUUGGGGCGACGAUGCUGAAGGAGGCCAUCGAGGACUGGCGGAGAUAUCAACAGGACAUUGAGGUGAACAAUAGAAAGGUCAAAGUGCAUCAAGGAGAAGGCAAGUUCAGUGACACAGAGUGGAAGAAUCUUAGAGUUGGUGAUAUUGUCAAGGUAGAAAAGGAUGAAUUCUUUCCCGCGGACCUUAUUUUGCUUUCAUCCAGUUACGAAGAUGCCAUAUGUUAUGUUGAAACUAUGAACCUUGAUGGAGAAACAAACUUGAAAUUAAAACAGUCAUUGGAGGUGACUGCAGGUUUGCAAACAGAUACCGAUUUUAGUGGCUUCAAAGCAAUAAUUAAAUGUGAAGAUCCAAAUGCAAACCUCUACACUUUUGUUGGAACCAUGGAGAAUGAGGACCAAGAGUAUUCUCUUGCACCUCAGCAGCUUCUUCUUAGAGAUUCAAAGUUGCGUAACACCGACUACAUUUAUGGUGCUGUUGUUUUCACAGGUCAUGACACAAAGGUCAUGCAGAAUGCCACAAGCCCCCCAUCCAAAAGAAGCAAAGUUGAAAGAAAAUUAGACAGGAUUAUUUACCUGUUAUUGUCAUUCCUAGUCCUCAUCUCAUUUAUCGGUUCGGUAUUCUUUGGCAUAUCAACUAAGAAAGAUUCGCGUCGAGACAAUAGAUGGUACCUCGAACCGGAUGAUUCUGACAUUUACUUUGAUCCAGAUAGAGCAGCUAGUGCAGCAGUGCUGCACUUUUUAACAGCUAUGAUGUUGUAUGGUUAUUUCAUUCCUAUUUCGUUAUAUGUUUCCAUAGAGAUAGUCAAGAUCUUGCAAAGCAUUUUUAUCAAUCAAGACAUCCAGAUGUACCACGAAGAAUCAGACAAGCCUGCUCAUGCUCGUACAUCGAACUUGAACGAGGAGCUUGGUCAAGUAGACACAAUCUUAUCAGAUAAGACUGGGACUCUAACUUGUAACUCAAUGGAGUUUAUUAAGUGCUCAAUAGCUGGAACUGCUUAUGGACAUGGUGUGACUGAAGUUGAGAAAGCAAUGGCUAGAAGGAAAGGAGCACUGCUGGUCGAUCAGCCAGACACAGAGCAAAUAAUUGAAGGAAAUCAUGUGGUUGCAAAACCUUCUGUAAAAGGUUUUAAUUUCUCUGAUGAGCGUAUCAUGAAUGGCAACUGGAUUAAUGAGCCUCGCUCUGAUGUCAUUCAUAAAUUCCUUCGAUUAUUGGCGAUCUGCCAUACUGUCAUACCUGAAGUUGAUGAGGUGACAAGAAAGAUAUCAUACGAAGCUGAAUCACCAGACGAGGCUUCUUUUGUUGUUGCUGCCAGGGAACUAGGCUUUGAGUUUUAUCAGAGGACACAAUCAAGUAUCUCUCUGCAUGAGCUUGAUCCAUUGUCAUGGAAACUUAUCGACAGGUCAUAUACUCUACUGAAUAUCUUGGAGUUUAGUAGCUCACGGAAGCGUAUGUCAGUUAUAGUUCGAGAUGAAGAAGGGAAGCUGCUGCUAUUUAGUAAAGGUGCUGACAGUGUGAUGUUUGAGAGGCUUGCUAAAGAUGGGAGAGAAUUCGAGCAAAGUACUAGAGAGCAAAUCAAUGAGUACGCUGAUGCUGGUUUGAGGACCUUGGUUCUUGCAUACCGUGAGCUCGAUGAAGAAGAAUACAUGGAAUUCAACAAGAAAUUCACAGUGGCUAAGAAUUCAGUCAGUGCUGAUAGAGAAGAAAAGAUUGAGGAAGCUGCAGAUAUGAUCGAAAGGAACUUGAUUCUUCUUGGUGCCACAGCUGUUGAAGACAAACUGCAAAAUGGAGUUCCUGAAUGCAUCGACAAGCUAGCCCAAGCUGGAAUCAAAAUAUGGGUACUGACAGGUGACAAAAUGGAAACAGCCAUCAAUAUCGGCUUCGCAUGUAGUCUUUUACGGCAAGGAAUGAUACAGAUAAUAAUUACUUUGGAAUCACCAGAAAUACUUCAAUUGGAGAAAGAUGGGGACAAGGAAACCAUUCUUAAGGCUUCGAAGGAAAGUGUCAUCCGUCAGAUACAUGAAGGGAAGAAACUCCUUGGUUCAUCAAGCACAGAUUCAUUUGCCUUGAUAAUCGAUGGGAAGUCACUUGGAUAUGCUUUGGAAGAUGAUGUCAAGAACAUGUUCUUGGAGCUGGCAAUGGGAUGUGCAUCUGUUAUAUGCUGCCGGUCUUCUCCCAAGCAGAAGGCACUUGUCACGCGCCUUGUAAAAGCCGGUACUCGUAAGGUGACAUUAGCAAUCGGUGAUGGUGCCAAUGAUGUCGGCAUGCUUCAGGAAGCUGAUAUAGGGAUUGGAAUCAGUGGUGCUGAAGGAAUGCAGGCUGUCAUGUCCAGUGAUGUUGCUAUUGCUCAGUUUCGCUUUCUAGAACGUUUACUACUGGUGCAUGGGCACUGGUGUUACCGGAGGAUUUCAUCAAUGAUAUGUUACUUCUUCUACAAGAACAUAACUUUUGGUGUCACGCUCUUCUUGUAUGAGGCAUACGCAUCUUUUUCUGGAAAAACCGCUUAUAACGAUUGGUUCUUGGCAUUGUAUAAUGUCAUCUUCACCUCUCUUCCAGUGAUUGCUCUCGGGGUCUUUGACCAAGACGUUUCAGCUAGAUUUUGUUUAAAGUUCCCCAUGCUUUACCAAGAAGGUGUACAAAAUGUUCUCUUCAGCUGGUCUCGGAUCCUUGGCUGGAUGUUCCUUGGCCUUUGCAAUGCCAACAUCAUCUUCUUCUUCUGUAUAAGUGCUAUGCAGCAUCAGGCCUUCCGUCGAGGUGGUCAGGUAGUCGGCCUUGAGAUACUUGGCGCCGUCAUGUACACGUGUGUAGUUUGGGUUGUCAACUGCCAAAUGGCUUUGUACAUCACCUACUUCACCUUGAUACAACACAUCUUCAUCUGGGGAAGCAUUGCCGUAUGGUACCUCUUUCUAGUUGUUUAUGGAGCCAUACCUCCCUCCAUAUCGACCACCGCAUACUUGGUGUUCAUUGAGGGAUUGGCACCAGCCCCCUCCUACUGGAUUGCCACACUUUUUGUCGUCACCGCGGCCGUCAUCCCGUACUUUACUUAUUCAGCAAUCCAGAUGCGAUUCUUCCCAAUGUACCAUAACAUGAUUCAGUGGAUAAGGUAUGAGGGAAAGGCAGAAGAUCCUGACUACUGUCACAUGAUCCGACAGAGAUCAGUGAGACCAACAACUGUCGGGGUCUCUGCUCGACUUGAUGUGAAGCUAUCUGUUGCUUCUGCACAAACUUUACUUCCAAGCCGAUCGGCAGCACUUGCUCGCGGACAAAACGAGCAUGCCAAGUGAGAACAACUUGCGAGGGCGGACACUGUCAAGGGAGUUGUUCAACAUAGAAGCUUUGUUACUGUUGUAUAAUUAGCUCCUUUGGAUUCAUAGAGAAGUAAAUUCAUAUAAACUUGUAAAUUUUGAUUUAUGGUCCUUUUUGGGUCACAUUAAUUUGUUUAUUCUACAUCUUGUGAUAAGUGUGCCAAGCUAUUGUAUAGGAUCA
This is a messenger RNA of Zingiber officinale, 4757 nucleotides long. RefSeq names its product putative phospholipid-transporting ATPase 9. Gene Ontology annotation, molecular function: ATP binding; ATP hydrolysis activity; magnesium ion binding. The record is from RefSeq and is a predicted model, not a curated record. The coding region runs from base 929 to 4555 and encodes 1208 amino acids. The transcript is spliced from 12 exons. Gene Ontology annotation, biological process: phospholipid translocation. Gene Ontology annotation, cellular component: plasma membrane. NCBI's taxonomy places the organism in Eukaryota, Viridiplantae, Streptophyta, Magnoliopsida, Zingiberales, Zingiberaceae.